AUGGCGUCAACUGAGGUUUUAACAGGAUUUAGGGUGUAUAAAGACCACACCCAAAGAAAAAGCUAUUAUAGAGAUCACCACAGAAUGACCAGAGACAUGCUAGUAGUAGAAGCGAGGUUCCCAAAACAAACAAAAACACUCCUACACAAGUCAAACAAAAAAUUGUUCAAAAAUCUCGAAUCGUUACAACAGAUUUCAGACUCCUUCUUUAAAAGAAUUAAAUUAGAUCCAGAAGUUUUGGACUCUUUCAGGAAUCUGGUGGGAUCAAGCUUCGUAAACGGGACAAUCGAUUUCGAAUCGUUUCUAUCGACGCCAAAAUCUAACCACUUCAGUUUAGUUGAGCUCCUAUUCAAAACGCUCUCUAAAAACUAUGAUCGAAUUCUGGACCUGGAAAACCAAGUCGACAAACUGACGGACGUGAAUGCAGAACUGAACUCAUAUAUCUCAGAUGUAUUAGAUGAGUAUGAAAAAUUAAGAAAAUUCGCAGCAGAUAGUAAAGAAAUGAGGACGUCGGAAGUAGGAAAGUUGUCAGAAGAAUACCAAAUUCUGUAUGAAAAGUACACAUCACUGCAGGAAGAGUUGGCAGAAGCAAACCAAAUGAUAUCAUUUCUACAAAGUGAACUUUCAAGGAAUAAAAAACAGCAACAAGAACGUGAAAAGAUGGGAUACGAUGAUGAAAGUGAUGAUAAAUCAGCUGUAAGAUUUAAUUUUCAACAAGAAAACAUGGAUUUGUUUGACCCACAAAUAGAAGAUAUUACACCAAAUGACAGAGAAUUAGAAUACGAAAGUAAGUUGAAUGAUUUACAGAGAACAAACGAUGUCUUGUUUGAAGAGAACAUAAAGUUGAGAAAGUUAAAGGAGCAAAAACCAGUACAGGAGCAUUUUGGAGCAGAUAAAUUUGUUACAUUAAGCAUAUUGUUCCACCAGAUCACAAAGAGUAUGAAUAAGGUAUUCCAAGAUCACGUUGAUUUUGAAAGAACAACAGAUCCAGAAGAAACACAAGAAAACAUAAACCUAUACCUUCAAGACUCAAGACUAAGAACCUUGGACUACGAAAAUAUUUUGUAUAAAGAUAGGUUAAUGGAGGUUGAAACUCUACUGAAAACGGAAAGUAUAGCCAGAAUAUCACUUGAGACGACGAUAUCAGACCUAAAAAUCAAGCUUUACGAAUCAGAAAACCUAUACCUGGAGCUGGAAAACCUGAAAACGUCAGUAAGAACAAAGGAAAAUGAGUUAAAGAAUAUGGUAGAGUCAGGAAAGGUGGAGUCUGAACAGCUAGGAAAAAUGCAAUAUAUGGUAACAAACUUGACAUACGAUAAGAACGACCUGCUUAACAAGAUAUCGUCAUUGGAGUUUGCAAUAGAUUCGCAUAAUAAGGAGCGAGAUGUUAUGAGAGGACAGCUGAAAAAGUUAGAAAACCUAUUAGACCAGAAUGCAGACAAGUUUGACUUCAGAGACAAGAUAACGAACAUACACUUGCAGGGAGAAAUUGAAAUUCUAAACGACAAAGUCCACAGAAUGAAAAUACAACUGGAAGAAGCGAAGAAAGAAAAUGCAGAAUUGGUGUCAACAAGAGUCAAGAUGAGGAAUGAUCUGGAAAGAGUAAGAAGAGAAAAUUCAGAAUUACAAAAAAGAAUAUCAGAAUCGGUAAAAAAUGAGUCAAAUAUGACAGUACAAAUACAAAGACUAUCAAGUAACCUAGAAUCACUGAAGGAGUCGUUGGAAACAAGUUCAGGAAACGUUAGAGAUAUGGCAGAUGAGUUGGAAAUGGUUAAAAAGAAAAUCUUCGAAAAAGAUUUACAAUUAUCGCUAAUUGAGAAUAAAAAGGAUGAAUUGAAAGCUGUGUUAGACGACUUUGCAAUUAAACUGAGUCUGUCAAAAGUGAAUAAAAUAAGUGCGGUAAACAAGAUAGAUUUGAAAUCGAUAAGUUACAGUGAAUUAAUACACACACUUACGAGUUCUAAUAGUGGCAGCAAAAAAGAAGUUACAGAGUACACAUACCAAUAUUUGAUGGGUAACCUGGAAAAAUUAAUUAAUUUUAACGAAAUGCUAGUAACCUUGUGCAUAAACCUAUCUAAGGAGCUUAACGCACUUAGUGGAAGUGUUCUGAACGUGACCAGUUUCUCAAACAUAUUCGAAACGUUUAAUAUAGACUUGGUCAACGUAGACAUUUUGAAGACGGAGCAUUUGUCGGAGGUGACUGACCUGAAACUAAAGCUUAAAAAUGUGUCGGAACUAAACAAGAAUUUGGCAAAUAAACAUUUGUGGGAAAAAAGCAUAAUUAGACUGAAGGAAAAGUAUUCAUCCACGAUUUCUAAACAUAAAGAUAUCAUGGUGCAAUGUGAUAAAUUUAUAAAGCUGAACCAGGAGGGGUUGGACGGACUAAUAGCUGAAAACACGAGGCUCAAAUCUGAUUGUUCGAAGGCAGCAUUCCUAAUGGUGGAUUAUGAAAAUCAAUUAUCUGAGACAUCAAUGGAGCUACUACAUCUGAAGGAAAUGAUUUACUCACUCCUCCCAGAUGACCUUAAACUUAGGUCAGAAAAGGAUGCACCACUAAGGUCAUUGGAGUUGUUACACGAACGUAUUAAUUUCAACCAUGCAGAUUUCACUAAGUUAAAAACCUCCAGUUCUGUGAACAUGAGCUCAUUGGUAAACAACUAUCAUGAACAACCAAAGCAUCCAUUCAGUGAAUCAUGGAACUUAAAUAAAAAGCUGGAAAACAAACCACAUGAGGAGAGGGAACCACUAUAUGAAUUUAACGAUAACAAACGUGAUUAUAGUCUGGUAAAUGAGCACUAUCUUCUGACCUCUAAGGAACAAGAAUUGAACGAUGUGUAUGAAGACGUUAGAUAUUACUGUAACCUAAUGGCGUCCGACAUCAAGUCUCAAAUGAAUUAUGACCCGAGCCUUCCCCUGGAUACAGACUAUGAGUAUUCUAAUACAAAUGAACUGCUCUCAGACGAUACAAUAAGCGAUUACAAGGAUGAAGAUUACGUCUCAGAUAAGUUCAGAUACGUUCUAAACCUCUUGGAUAAGUUAUUCAGCCACUACAAUCGCCAAAUGAAGGAGUAUUAUCAAGGCCUGAACAGCGCGAAUAGAAAAUGCACAACCUUAGUACUUGAUACAGGUGUUAUCAAAUGCAUAACAAAAUUCGUUAGUACCCUAAAAAAGUAUUAUAAUACCUUUAAUAACCAAAACUCGUUCAUACUAGAUGACCUCCAGUAUGAAUUCGAGUCCAUCCCACCAAUGCUAGAUGCACACAAUAAGUUCAAAACGUUCUGUACAUGCCUAACAAAGCUCCUAAAUAUCUCCUCAGAGUUCAUUCUGGACCAACUGAGUGAAAGUUCAGAACAAGUGAGUCACUUGAUAAAGGAUAUUGAAACUACAACCUCAUCAAUGAGACAAUUGGAGGAGAUUAACAUAGCUAAGGAUCAACAAAUCAAAUCAACUCAAUUUGAAAUUAGUGAUUUGAAAAAUCAAAUAAACCACCUACAAACACUAUAUCAAAAAGAAAAGAAUAAUAAUCUAGAAAACAAACUCGAUUUGGAAAAUUAUGAAUAUGAACUUAACAAACUCAGGGAUGACCUGAGGAAUCAGUUAAAUAAAAACGAAAAAUUGGAAUUACUAACCGUUUCAGCAGAGAGCACCAAUAUAAGAAGAUUCCUCCUAAAUGACCAAAUAGAUGUCACCAAACUAAAUUUCUCAGAAAUCAAAAAUUUAUCGGACCAAGUUUUGGAAGGAUUGAAGAACAAGAGACUGGAAAGAACACUUGUAGUCAAGUUCUCAAACAUAGUCUCAGACUAUAUACAGAAGGAUACAGAAAAUGGAAGAAAAUUAACACUAGAUGAUUAUUUUUCACUUUUGGAGUAUAAUUAUUUGACACAUUCAGAUAAAUACCUUAGCGUUUUGACAUCAAACAUAAGCUGGUAA
Messenger RNA from Theileria annulata, 3930 nucleotides. RefSeq lists its product as uncharacterized. The coding region runs from base 1 to 3930 and encodes 1309 amino acids. The record is from RefSeq and is a predicted model, not a curated record. The transcript has 2 exons. NCBI's taxonomy places the organism in Eukaryota, Apicomplexa, Aconoidasida, Piroplasmida, Theileriidae.